AUGGCGCCGUUCGCACUUCAGCGAGAUGACAGUCCAAUGACAACCAAUGCUUGGGAUUACGCUGGUACCUGUCGGAAUCACACCUGCCCGGUGACUGAUAAGUGUGUGGGUUUGACGUCAGGACAAGACGUUUGUGUGAAGUUUGAAUUCUGCAGUGGAUUACCAGCAGCAAUAGCUAAAACGACGUACACUCUUGAUUACUCUAGAGGAGUACCGAGUGCUCUCUAUUCGUGUAUCCCCGGUGCUGGUCUUGUAGGAGGUGAUAAGACCUCUAUUUGUGAUCCCCUCACGAAUACGUGGAGUUCGGCGACAAUCGUUUGUUCUACAGAUUUACCAGCGGCUUGUGGUGAUCCACCUCCACUGGUAAACACAGACACCUUUAUACGUCCGUAUAAUGGAGAUGACUACAUGGCUAUGUACACGUGUCGAAACAUCACUGGUGAGGCUGCAUCUGAUCAUUGUCCAUUAACAAAAUGUACGGGAAUAGAGCAGUGGACAUCUGGAGCUUCCGUGUCAUGUUCAAACGAGGACUGCUAUGAAAACCCAAACUAUGUCGGCCAGGUCACUUGUACUAAAACUGGACGGACGUGUCAACGGUGGGACCAGCAGGUGCCCCAUAGUCACGGCUAUUUCACAGGAAGCGAUAUAAACAACUACUGCAGGAUAUCGUCUGAUACUUCAGAACCUUGGUGUUACACGACAGACCCGAGUGUCCGAUAUGAAUCCUGUCCGGUGCCAAAAUGUUAAUGUAGCUAUUUAUGUAAUGGAUAGUAAUCUAUAAGCUGUGUGAUUAUUUAAUGAAAAACAAAUCGACAGUUGUCUUGACUUGAAGCGCUACAUUCAGGAUGACACUCGAUCUACGAGAAAGUCACCUCGGCCGCGAGCGCUCUCAGGAGGCUGACAGUAUCAGACAAUCGCCUCGGCUUGGACA
Mizuhopecten yessoensis (Yesso scallop) is the source of this 931-nucleotide messenger RNA. Its product is annotated as plasminogen-like. Lineage: Eukaryota; Metazoa; Mollusca; Bivalvia; Pectinida; Pectinidae. The transcript has 5 exons. Gene Ontology annotation, molecular function: endopeptidase activity; signaling receptor binding. Bases 1 to 747 code for a protein of 248 amino acids. The record is from RefSeq and is a predicted model, not a curated record.